Molecule: messenger RNA, 3844 nt
Organism: Ctenocephalides felis (cat flea)
Lineage: Eukaryota; Metazoa; Arthropoda; Insecta; Siphonaptera; Pulicidae
Product: inositol 1,4,5-trisphosphate receptor-like
Exons: 24
Coding region: 113-3844 (1243 amino acids)
Biological process (GO): calcium ion transmembrane transport
Cellular component (GO): endoplasmic reticulum; membrane
Molecular function (GO): inositol 1,4,5 trisphosphate binding; inositol 1,4,5-trisphosphate-gated calcium channel activity
Source: RefSeq, a predicted model, not a curated record
AUAAAUCUUCAUGAUGUUUAAAUUUUGGUGCAACAAAUAAUGAAGAGAUCAUAUAUACCCAAGUGCAUGUUUGAACCAUUAUUAUUUGGAAUAUAAAUUUAAAACAUUAAAAAUGGGUGAUAUUGCGACAACAAGCUUUCUGCAUCUAGGGGACAUCGUGUCUCUGUAUGCAGAAGGCAAUGUUUGUGGAUUUUUGAGCACUCUCGGAUUGGUCGAUGAUAGAACUGUUGUCUGUCCUGAAGCAGGAGAUCUUGGAAACCCUCCCAAAAAAUUUAGAGAUUGUUUGUUUAAAAUAUGUCCUAUGAAUCGAUAUUCUGCUCAAAAACAAUUUUGGAAAGCUGCUAAACAAAGUGCAAGUGCAAACACUGAUGCAAAUUUAUUGAAAAGAUUACAUCAUGCAGCUGAGAUAGAAAAAAAGCAAAAUGACACAGAAAACAAAAAGCUUCUUGGAUCCGUAGUGCAAUAUGGCAGUGUUGUGCAAUUACUUCAUCUCAAAUCUAACAAAUUUCUUACGGUCAACAAAAGAUUACCAGCGUUGUUAGAAAAAAAUGCAAUGAGAGUAUAUCUUGAUGCUAAUGGCAAUGAAGGUUCUUGGUUUUACAUUUUACCAUUUUAUAAACUAAGAGCUACUGGUGAUAAUGUUGUUGUCGGUGAUAAAGUGAUUUUAAAUCCAGUCAAUGCUGGUCAACAAGUUUUGCAUGUGGCAGCAAAUUAUGAACUACCAGAUAAUUUGGGAUGCAAAGAGGUGAAUGUGGUAAAUUCCUCAACAUCAUGGAAAGUGACUUUAUUUAUGGAACAUAAAGAAAACCAAGAUGAAAUUCUCAAAGGUGGAGAUGUUGUCAGAUUAUUUCAUGCUGAACAAGAGAAAUUUUUGACAAUGGAUGAGUAUAAGAAGUUCCAGCAUGUGUUUCUGCGAACAACUGGAAGAACUAGUGCAACUGCUGCAACUAGUAGUAAAGCUUUGUGGGAAAUUGAGGUUGUUCAGCAUGAUCCUUGCAGAGGAGGUGCAGGACAUUGGAAUUCUAUAUUCCGUUUCAAACACCUUGCGACUGGUCAUUAUUUAGCUGCGGAAAUCGAUUCUGUAUCAAAUGAAGAACAGAAAAAUAAUAGCGAAGAUAGUUUAGCUGUCGAAACAAGUGUUGAUGCUAACACAUUAUAUCAUCUGAUAUCUGUGCCGCACUCUACUGAUAUUGCAUCGUUGUUUGAACUUGAUCCAACAACUAUGACAAGAGCAGAUUCUUUAGUGCCUCAAUCCAGUUAUGUUCGGCUGCAUCACAUUUGUACAAAUACCUGGGCUCAUUCUACUUCUAUACCCAUCGACAAGGAUGAUGAAAAGCCUGUGAUGUCAAAAGUUGGUUGUGCCAUAGUUAAAGAAGAUAAAGAAGCAUUUGCUUUGAUCUCCGUUUCUCCAGUUGAAGUACGUGAUUUAGAUUUUGCUAAUGAUGCUUGCAAUGUUUUGUCAGCAAUGUCUGUAAAACUAGAAACUGGAACAAUAUCUCAUAAUGAAAGAAGAGCCGUAACUGCUCUAUUACAAGAUAUAGUUUACUUCAUUGCGGGAAUGGAAAAUGAGCAAAAUAAAUCAGAAGCAUUAGAAUUAAGUGUAGCAAAUCCUAAUCGUGAUAGGCAAAAGUUACUUAGAGAACAAUAUAUUUUAAAACAACUAUUUAGAAUAUUACAGGGACCGUUCUUACCUUCGGCGGACGGGUCAGCACCAUUUUUGAAAAUUGAGGAACUUAAUGAUCCUCGUCAUGCACCUUAUAAAUAUAUUUUUAGACUGUGUUAUAGAAUAUUACGCUUGAGUCAACAGGAUUACAGAAAAAAUCAGGAACAUAUAGCUAAACAUUUUGCAUUUAUGCAAAAACAAAUUGGUUAUGAUAUAUUAGCUGAAGAUACCAUUACUGCUCUUCUUCAUAACAAUCGCAAAUUAUUGGAGAAGCACAUCACAGCAGCAGAAAUUGAAACAUUUGUUGGGCUGGUUCGAAAAAACAAACACAAUUGGGAAUCUCGUUUUUUAGAUUAUUUAUCAGAUCUGUGCAUUUCAAAUAAAAAGGCUAUUGCUGUGACGCAGGAAUUGAUCUGCAAAAGUGUACUUAGCACAAAGAAUUCAGACAUAUUGAUUGAAACAAGCUUGGUGAAAAAGGACAAAUCCUUUGUUAAAAAAAGUGGAAACAAAACUAGUUCUGAAGCAAUUAAUGAAGAUACUGAUAUUGUUUUAGCUUGGAAUAAUGGAGCAAAAUCUAUGCCAUUGUGUGAAAUAUCAUGCGGAUCUAAACAGGGUAAUCGGGAGUAUGAAUCUAUGCUUCAUUACUAUCGACAUCAGCUUAAUUUGUUUUCAAAUAUGUGCUUAAAUAGGCAAUAUUUAGCUUUAAAUAAUUUAUCACAUUUGGACAUUGACCUAAUUUUAAGGUGUAUGUCUGAUGAAAUGGUGCCAUAUGAUCUGCGUGCUUCCUUUUGUCGACUCAUGUUACAUCUUCAUGUAGAUCGAGAUCCUCAAGAACAAGUUACUCCAGUUAAAUAUGCUCGAUUGUGGUCCGAAAUUCCGACAAAAAUGUCUAUACAUGAUUAUGAUAAUAAUAAAUCUUCAGAUCAAAAUAAAGAAGCUGUUCAAGCACGAUUUAGUACAACAAUCAUGUUUGUUGAGGAUUAUCUGUGUAAUGUUGUAGCAAAAAUGUGGUCUUUUGUUGAUAAAGAUCAGAAUAAAUUAACAUUUGAGGUUGUGAAAUUGGCAAGAGACUUAAUAUACUUUGGAUUCUAUAGCUUUAGUGACUUACUUAGACUUACAAAAACUUUGCUAAGUAUCUUAGAUUGUGUUUCUGAAACAGAUGCACCAGACGGCCUUGUUUCUUCGGGAGAAGUGGAUUCGGAGGGUGGUGUUUUAAGAAGCAUUGGCGACAUGGGAGCAGUUAUGACUUCAUUGGCACUCGGACCAGCAAGUCGAGAAUCUGUGUCGCCAAUAUCAGGAAUUCAACAACGAAAAUCAGCUUCACAGUUAAUGAAGGAUUAUCCAUUGGUCAUGGAUACUAAAUUGAAAAUUAUUGAAAUAUUACAGUUUAUAUUAGAUGUACGAUUGGAUUAUCGUAUUAGUUGCUUGCUAUCAAUUUUCAAAUGCGAAUUUGAUGAAACUGAGCGAUCUUCAGUUGAUGCAGUAUUAUUUAGGCAAAAGAGUAUAGAUCUUGAAACUAUUGGAAGUCAAGCAGAGGGAAUAUUUGGAAGCAGUGAGGACAGCGCAGCAUUGGAUCUUGAUGGGCGAGGUGGAAAGACUUUCCUUCGAGUUCUUCUACAUUUAACAAUGCACGAUUAUCCAUCUGUCGUUUCUGGAGCUCUGCAUCUACUUUUUAGACAUUUCAGUCAACGACAAGAAGUUCUUCAAGCUUUUCGACAAGUUCAAUUGUUGGUUUCGGACAGCGACGUAGAAUCUUAUAAACAAAUUAAAUCCGAUUUGGACGUGUUGCGUCAAAGUGUAGAAAAAUCUGAAUUAUGGGUUUAUAAAUCUAGAUGCGUCGAAGAACAUGGUACUAAUGUCGGAGGAAAAAAUCAAACUAAAGAAGAAGAUGAUGAUGCAGUUUCACCACAUCCAACAAAGUUUUUGACAAAAUCGGAUAAGAAAUGUUCAUCUAUAGAUUUGGAGCUGGGACCUCCGUUACAUCCUGAACAAGCAGAGGAAUAUAAAAAGAUACAACAGAUUCUUAUUCGCAUGAAUAAACUUUGUACUCAAACUCAGAAUGGUGGUUUUGUGAAACCACGUAAACAUGAACAGCGUCUUCUUCUUCGUAAUGUAGGUGUUCACACCGUUGUAUUGGAUCUACUUCAAAUUCCAUAUGAUGAAAAGAAGAUACUAGGAUGA